AUGACUGAAACAUAUGAAAAUAAUGAAGAAGAAGUAGAGGCUUUAUUAGAUUAUUUAAAAAAAGACAUUGAAAAAGAUGAUUUAAAAACAAGAUACAAUUCUAUUGUUCGAUUGAAAUCAUUGGUUACAGAUCUUUCUUGCGCUAAAAUAACAGGAUCAAAGCGUGGAUUUCUUAUCUUGUUUCAACUGGCAUUUUCUAAUUCAACAAUGCAGCAAAAAUCGGCGAACGCUGCACGAUGCAUUUUCAAUACUAUGCUUCUUAACCCGGAUUCUAGAGACAUUUUUAUCGAGAAUAAUGGUAUCCAACAUAUUAUGAAAGAAUAUACGGAUUUUUUGAAACUACCCUUGAUUCAUGAAGAUGACUUUGACUUUAUGUUUAUAUAUACACGCAUUUUGUUUUUAUUAACGACACAACCAGGAAAAGCAAUAACGACAUUAAUGGAAUUAGGCAUUUUUCAAAUAAUUAAUCAAUACCUUGAGUAUUUCGAAGCAUAUUUAAAAUCUUCAGACGUAUGGCCAAAACAAAGUAUUUGCACUAUUCAAGAAUAUAUGAAAUUGCUUUUUAAUUUAGUACGGGGGGAAACCGAUGAGUCUUUAAUUAACAUACUUCCUCUUAUCAGACUUUUAAAUUUAUCAUUUUCGCAUUCUAACCUUCAACAGCUUACUUUUGAAAUCAUUAAUUGUUUAUUGAAUCUUCCAAUUACUGAACUUUUUAAUCCAGAAAAUCGCCCAGAGUAUUGCAUUGAAGAACUUCUUAAAAUCCUGGAUACACUUUUAUUAAACAUUGACUUAGGUAUUCAUUCGAAUGAUCAAUCUUCCUCUGUUAAUCUUGAUUCUGCUCUUGAAACGAAAAUUCUUUCUUUAAUAACUUUUUUUCGAAAGGUUCUUAAACAUUCGACAGAACCAAUUGAAGCUUUGUUAGCUUUUCACUUGUUACCUCAAAGCAAAGACCGUCAACAAAUUCUUGGAAGAGGUGAUACCCUUUCAUCUAGAGCUCUUAGAAUCAUGACUGUUCCAUUUCCAUUGAUUCGCGAAUCAAUUUCAUGGUUAUUAUAUGAACUUAAUCAUUCAGAUGAAACAUCUUUUAUUAAUAGUAUUGGCUUUGGUUAUGCCUCUGGUUUUCUUGUUUCUCAGGGUAUUCCUUUUACCUCUCCAGAUAGUAAGGAUUUUCAGGCGACAGAUGGCAUCAACCCCAUUACUGGACAAACACUUGAAGCAGAGCGUAUGGCACUUUCUAAUCUUCCUGAAAUGACAGAGGAAGAGAAAGAACGCGACGCCGAAAGACUUUUUGUUAUGUUUCAAAGGCUUGAAAAAAAUGGUAUUCUUUCUGUAAAAAACCCCAUCAAAGAUGCUUUCCAGUCUGGACGUUUUUCUGAUUAG
This is a messenger RNA of Pneumocystis jirovecii RU7, 1380 nucleotides long. RefSeq lists its product as uncharacterized. The transcript has 10 exons. The record is from RefSeq and is a predicted model, not a curated record. Gene Ontology annotation, cellular component: cytoplasm. The coding region runs from base 1 to 1380 and encodes 459 amino acids. Gene Ontology annotation, molecular function: guanyl-nucleotide exchange factor activity; G-protein alpha-subunit binding. Gene Ontology annotation, biological process: G protein-coupled receptor signaling pathway. NCBI's taxonomy places the organism in Eukaryota, Fungi, Ascomycota, Pneumocystomycetes, Pneumocystales, Pneumocystaceae.